UUAUCUACAUAUUAUGCAUUCAAUUAAAAGUUUGAAUCAAUAUUGUUACGAGUUAAUUCCAUGCGGAAUUAUUGUACUUACUGGAUUUGAUAAUUGAAAAGCCAAAGCUAGAUAUUAGGCAACCUUGGUUAAAAUCAAAAUAAAUAAAUAAAGAUAAGAAAGAGCUAGCUUUGGCCGGCAGUACAGUGUAGAAAAUGAAAAAAAAAAAAGAAAAUGUACAACUAGAUUCGGGAGAGCAGCACGUAACAAUUAACAACGGCAACCGAACUUAAAAUUUGGCGCAUCAAUUGCCUGGGAAUUGAUUUUCGAUCUCAUUCCGAUUCUUCAAUUUUCAGAUCUCGCGCUCUCACCUUCCUUUUUUCAAUUCAUUAAUGGCUUCCCUUUAUUACUUUCUUCUCUUGGUGGUGCUUAUAGCUUCAGCUCCAUUCCAUUUCUGUUUUGCAGAGAGCAUCCGCAAGGAAUUAAGGGAUAAGGAGGUCAAACAUGAAACAAUAAUACAAUUGGGAAGUUCAGUUCAAACCAACAGAAUUAGCCUACUGCAAGUUGUCCAGCUCUCUUGGCGACCAAGGGUGUUCUUGUAUAAAGGUUUUCUGACGGACGAAGAAUGUGAUCGUCUUAUUUCUUUGGCACAUGGUGCGAAAGAGAUAUCAAAAGGAAAGGGUGAUGGUUCAAGGAAUAAUAUUCAGCUUGCAAGCUCAGAAUCUCGUUCACACAUUUAUGAUGAUCUACUUGCAAGAAUCGAGGAAAGAAUUUCAGCCUGGACUUUCAUUCCCAAGGAGAAUAGCAAGCCUCUACAGGUCAUGCAUUAUGGGAUUGAAGAGGCCAGAGAGCAUUUUGAUUAUUUUGAUAACAAGACACUGAUUUCGAAUGUGUCUUUGAUGGCAACUCUAGUUUUAUAUCUCUCAAAUGUUACUCGGGGUGGUGAAAUUCUCUUCCCCAAGUCAGAGCUGAAAGACAAGGUUUGGUCUGAUUGUACGAAGGAUAGCAGCAUUCUAAGACCGGUUAAAGGAAAUGCUGUUCUGAUUUUCAACGCACACCUCAAUGCAUCUGCCGACAGCAGGAGCACCCAUGGCCGAUGUCCUGUCCUUGAGGGGGAAAUGUGGUGUGCGACCAAACAAUUCCUUGUAAGAGCUACUAAUGAGGAAAAAUCCUUGCCUGAUUCAGACGGCAGCGACUGCACUGAUGAGGACGAUAACUGUCCUAAGUGGGCUGCUCUUGGAGAAUGUCAAAGGAAUCCAAUUUUCAUGACGGGUUCUCCUGAUUACUAUGGCACAUGUAGAAAGAGCUGUAAUGCAUGUUAAAGAGCAGACUUGCAUUUAUUUUGUUGACAAGUUCAGAGCAAAAUGAUUUUGCUUUUUUCUCGAAACAGUACAUUGAUCUAUUGUUGAUAGCUGAGAAAUUUUGAGACAGUUAAAAGAAGAUUGCAUUUAAAUUUUAAUCUA
Ricinus communis (castor bean) is the source of this 1442-nucleotide messenger RNA. Its product is annotated as probable prolyl 4-hydroxylase 12. The transcript has 7 exons. Gene Ontology annotation, molecular function: iron ion binding; L-ascorbic acid binding; procollagen-proline 4-dioxygenase activity. NCBI's taxonomy places the organism in Eukaryota, Viridiplantae, Streptophyta, Magnoliopsida, Malpighiales, Euphorbiaceae. Gene Ontology annotation, cellular component: endoplasmic reticulum. The record is from RefSeq and is a predicted model, not a curated record. Bases 372 to 1301 code for a protein of 309 amino acids. Gene Ontology annotation, biological process: peptidyl-proline hydroxylation to 4-hydroxy-L-proline.